Medicago truncatula (barrel medic) is the source of this 1845-nucleotide messenger RNA. Its product is annotated as pentatricopeptide repeat-containing protein At5g66520. Bases 163 to 1719 code for a protein of 518 amino acids. Gene Ontology annotation, molecular function: RNA binding; protein binding. Gene Ontology annotation, biological process: RNA modification. The transcript has a single exon. NCBI's taxonomy places the organism in Eukaryota, Viridiplantae, Streptophyta, Magnoliopsida, Fabales, Fabaceae. The record is from RefSeq and is a predicted model, not a curated record.
GAAACAGCCAAAAGAAGUCAAAAUGAAACAUGAUAGAGUUUGGUCUACAGAUAUCUUAUCCAAAACUAAUGUAAACAAUCUAAAGCCACUAAUUUAGAACAUCUCUUUCCUUCAUAGUUUUUCAACUUCUCUCCGGAGGAUAGUUCUAUUUCUUGUUUCUUAAUGGGGACUUUGCAGCUCCUCCAACUCAAUGUGGAGCAGACCAUGUCUUUAUUGGAGAGAUGUUCAAAUAUAGGUGAACUAAAGCAGAUUCAUGGUCAAUUGUUGAAAAAAGGAACCAUCAGACACAAGUUGACAGUAAGCAGGCUCUUAACUACAUAUGCAUCAAUGGAGUUUAGUAACUUAACAUAUGCACGUAUGGUUUUUGAUCGAAUAAGUUCACCGAAUACUGUCAUGUGGAACACCAUGAUCAGGGCAUAUUCAAACAGUAAUGACCCAGAAGAAGCAUUGCUUUUGUAUCAUCAAAUGCUUCAUCAUUCAAUACCUCACAAUGCUUAUACUUUCCCUUUCCUUCUCAAAGCAUGUUCUGCACUCUCAGCAUUAGCAGAAACACAUCAAAUCCAUGUUCAAAUUAUCAAAAGGGGUUUUGGUUCAGAGGUUUAUGCCACAAACUCUCUCCUUCGUGUCUAUGCAAUUUCAGGCAGCAUAAAAUCUGCACACGUCCUAUUCGAUUUGCUUCCCUCACGAGAUAUUGUUUCUUGGAAUACAAUGAUUGAUGGAUAUAUAAAAUGUGGAAAUGUAGAGAUGGCCUACAAGAUUUUUCAAGCUAUGCCAGAGAAGAAUGUCAUCUCUUGGACAAGCAUGAUUGUUGGCUUUGUUAGGACAGGCAUGCACAAAGAAGCUUUGUGUCUUCUACAGCAAAUGCUGGUUGCCGGCAUCAAACCUGAUAAAAUAACCCUAAGCUGCUCGCUUUCAGCAUGUGCAGGUCUUGGUGCAUUGGAGCAAGGCAAGUGGAUUCACACCUACAUUGGUAAAAACAAAAUAAAAAUAGACCCAGUUUUGGGUUGUGCUCUUAUAGACAUGUAUGUCAAAUGUGGUGAAAUGAAAAAAGCCUUACUAGUGUUCAGUAAGUUGGAGAAGAAAUGUGUCUAUACAUGGACUGCAAUAAUCGGUGGCUUUGCAGUUCAUGGAAAGGGAAGCGAAGCUUUAGAUUGGUUCACCCAAAUGCAGAAAGCAGGAAUUAAGCCAACUUCGUUCACUUUCACUGCAGUUUUGACAGCAUGUAGUCAUACAGGGUUAGUUGAAGAAGGAAAGUCCCUGUUUGAGAGCAUGAGUACUUUUUAUAACAUGAAACCUGUUAUGGAACAUUAUGGAUGCAUGGUAGACCUUCUGGGUCGCGCAGGGUUCUUGAAAGAAGCAAAGGAGUUUGUAGAGUCCAUGCCCAUAAAACCAAAUGCUGCAAUAUGGGGAUCACUGCUCAAUGCCUGCCACCUGCACAAACAUCUUGAGCUUGGCAAAGAGAUUGGCAAAUUUCUGAUUGAAUUGGACCCUGAACAUGAUGGCCGGUAUAUUCAUUUGGCAAGCAUUCAUGCUGCAGCUGGAGAAUGGGAUGAAGCGAGUCAAGUGAGAAGCCAUAUAAAAAAUAAGGGUCUGCUAAAUCUUCCAGGAUGCAGUACCAUCACCCUAAAUGGUGUUGCCCACGAGUUCUUUGCUGGGGCUGAACCCCACCCACAUGUCCGAGAAAUGUAUGACAUGUCUAAUCUUAUUGCAAGUAGAUGAUACGUUAGGGAGCAAAUUGAGAUGAGAAUGAAAAUUUAGCUUGCGAAAGUAGAUAGAUAUAAUAGUAGUUUUCCACCCUGUUUGGAUAUAAUUAAAUCGGGGCAAUGAAAAUAAGAAAAAUGUAGC